Molecule: messenger RNA, 2780 nt
Organism: Ahaetulla prasina
Lineage: Eukaryota; Metazoa; Chordata; Lepidosauria; Squamata; Colubridae
Gene: MAP3K8
Product: mitogen-activated protein kinase kinase kinase 8
Exons: 11
Coding region: 371-1819 (482 amino acids)
Biological process (GO): protein phosphorylation
Molecular function (GO): protein kinase activity; ATP binding
Source: RefSeq, a predicted model, not a curated record
GAGCGUGACGGGUGGAGAGAGCCAACGCGCUCACCUGUUGCUCGCCUGGGCUACUUUUUUUCCUUUCGCGGGACAGAAUUGGGCAGGAGGCAACUCUCCCUUGGCCCGGUCAGCUAUAGGGAAGAGGGAAGGUGGCAGGGGAGCCGCGGGUGGCGGAGGAGCAGGGGGACAAACGCAUUCGCGCUCCCGAGUAUACCUGGCAAUCCUUUCUGUGACAAGCCAGACUUCAUUAGGACAGGAGAGAGAAAGUGGUACUCCUGAGCUCCUUGCUUGGUUUCAACUUGACACAGUCUGGGUUUUUAAGGGAGCCCUCUUGUGAAUAGGAAGGUUUCUUCUUCUGAUUGAGCACUGGGAAGUGAUUUUAGUUGACAUGUCAGUUUUGGAUUCCUGUAGAAUAAGAGGAAGAGAACAUACAGUAAUGGAGUAUAUGAGUACUGGUAGUGAAAAUAAGGAAGAAUUUGACUUACUGCUGACAGAUUUAAAUAUGUCUGAAGUAAUUGACAUCAUGGAGAACCUUUAUCCCAAAGGUGACAUGACAAUUUACAAAGACAGCCUCAUUGCUCUGCACCCAGAAAAGAACAAAAAUGAGGAACGGAGUGAAUCUUUGCUAUUCAGCCGAAGAGAAGUUUCUUUGCUUUCAUGUGUCAAGUAUGGGACUGUGGAAGACCUGCUCGCAUUUGCCAAUCAGGUGUCAAACACUGCAAAGCAGUUGUGCCAGCAGAGGAGACAAGAAUCUGGAAUCAUAUUAAACAUGAUCAAACCCAAAAAUGGGCGCUACAAGAUUGACUCGGAUGUGCUUCUAUUUCCUUGGAAGCUAACCUACCGAAAUAUUGGGACUGACUUCAUUCCACGGGGAGCUUUUGGGAAAGUAUACUUGGCACAAGACACAGAAACCAAAAAGCGGAUGGCUUGCAAGCUGGUUCCCGUGGAGCAGUUCAAGCCAUCAGAUGUUGAAAUCCAAGCCUGCUUUCGCCAUGAAAAUAUUGCUGAACUUUAUGGAGCCAUCUUAUGGGAUGAGACAAUCCAUCUCUUUAUGGAGGCUGGAGAAGGAGGCUCUGUCUUAGAAAAGAUAGAAAGUUGUGGGCCUUUGAGAGAAUUUGAAGUCAUCUGGCUGGCCAAACAUAUUCUCAAAGGACUUGAGUUUCUUCACUCAAAGGGAGUUAUUCAUCAGGAUAUCAAACCAAGCAACAUUGUUUUCAUGUCAACCAAAGCUGUUUUAGUGGAUUUUGGACUUAGUGUUCAAAUGACAGAAGAUGUUUAUUAUCCCAAAGAACUUCGAGGAACAGAGAUUUAUAUGAGUCCAGAAGUGAUUCUCUGCCGAGGCCACAGUACAAAAACUGACAUCUACAGCCUAGGAGCAACCAUCAUCCACAUGCAAACUGGCAUUCCACCAUGGGUCAGUCGGUAUCCUCGUGCAGCCUAUCCUUCCUAUCUCUACAUAAUCCAUAAGCAAGCUCCACCACUUGAGGACAUUGCUGAGGAUUGCAGCGCUAAUAUGAGACAGUUAUUGGAAGCAGCUCUUGAAAGGAAUCCCAAUCAGAGACUCUCAGCUACAGAAUUGCUCAAACAUGAAGCCUUGCACCCAUCAAGGGAGGAACAGCCCCGAUGUCAGAGUCUGGACUCAGCUCUUUUUGCACGAAAGAGGUUGCUGGAGAAGAACGAGCUGGAACUCUCUGAGAAUAUUUCAGAUUCUUCAAAUCUUGGGAUUACGGAAGAAUCGGAUUUGCUGAGGAGACAACGCUCAUUAUAUAUAGACCUUGGAGCAUUAGCUGGCUACUUUAAUAUUGUCCGUGGACCAACAACACUAGAUUAUGACUAGAUUUGGGGAGCUUUCAUAUGGAACUGAACAGGACUAGUUAUAUGUUGAGGGGUGGGAACCGAGAAAGAGAGAGAAGCAUGAACCUUUAUUGGCUUUGCUUGGAUUCCUUGAACUCUAAUAAUGUUUAAUGAAUGUACUGGAUGAGCUCCAUUGCUACUUUCAAUCACAAACACACACACACCCUUGCUCUCGUAACUGUGAUGUUUUAAAUACAGUUACACUGAAAAUUAGUCCUUUGCUCGGUUUCUAUUUGCUUGGCUUACCUAAAAAACAGCAAUCUGCCUUCUGUUACCUGUAGUUCAACCUCAUUUUCCCAUUGUCUUCUUACUAAGUGAAUGAAGUAAUAUUGGAGCAAAAGAGUGUAUUUAUGCUCCCCCAUUAGUUUUGUUUAUGCUUUGUUUUGAUUAUCAAGUGAGAUAAGCAUCUCCUUUUUAAAUAAUAUUUUGGAAUUUCUUUCUUUCUUUUUGGUCAUUCUUCCUAACUUAGUGCUGUUGCAAUGACCUCCUUUCUUUCAGACUGAGAGUGUGGCAAUUUUAAGAAUUCUGUACAUAAGCUAAGAAUAUUUUCAAGAAACAUUACUGAAUUCUGGGUCACCUAUUUUCCUAAUGAAUAUGUAUAUCUACUGGUUUUGAGGGAAGGAAACCCCUAUUGUGACUUUAGUUAUACCUCCUGUUUAAGUUUUUAAGUAUCAAGCUGCUAGACAGGGUAUUGUCAAAAUGCUUGCUCCCCACGCUGGCUGCAAAUAUUUUCCAACACAAUAGUUCUUUGACAUGAAUGGGAACUAUGCCAGAUCUUGAGAUAAACUCUGUCAUGUGAAUGUAAAUUGCACAAAGACUUAGCAACUGUAAUCAUAGGCUAUUUGAAUGUUAACACAUUGUAUAAAUGAUUCAUGAAGGUGAGCUUAAUUUAAUAAGAACUAUGUGUUAAAAAUAGACAUGUAGUUAGGUGUUAUGGUUAUUUU